AUGUCUUCUGGUACUCUACCAGGCGAGUCCAGCACGUGCAAUGCCACAUCAACGACGAAUGAAUUAAAAGAUAGUGAAUAUGUAGACAUUUUAGGAAAUGGCACUGUCCUGAUAAAGACUAUUAGUAAGGGUCUGGGUCAAGGGAGUCGUCCUUCACAUGGUGAUUCAGUGGUGAUAAGUUACAAGUGUUAUUUGGAAGAUGGCACGCUUGUUGAAGAAUUAGAAAACCAGAAUAUUGUAAUUGGUGAUGGUGAUUGCACACACGCAAUUGACCUCGCCCUUCCAUUUGUUGAGCUAAUGGAGGAAUUUGAACUCGUCACCGAUGCUCGUUUCGCUUAUGGCUCUAAGGGCAACCCACCUAAUAUUCCACCUAAUGCUAAACUUACCUAUCGUAUAUCCCUUAUUGCCUGCUUUGAUCCACCUUGCUAUGAAAAGAUGUCCAUAACGAAGCGUUUCGAAAUAUCAAACCGAAAACGGGAACGCGGUAAUUUCUAUUUCCGACGCGAAGAUUAUCAACAUGCCUUAUUCUGCUACUCCACAGCGCUUGAAAUUUUGCUGAAAAAGUCAAAACUACCAAUGUCAGAACCUUCUUCUGAGGAAAAUUUCAAUGAUGAGUUGCCGGAAAAACCUAUUCCUACUGAUGCACAACUAAGGGAUUUGGAGAUAAAACUGAAGAAUAACAUGGGUGCAUCUCAAUUAAAAUUGAUGGCUUACACAGCGACGGUCGGAUCUUGUAAUGAUGUCCUUCGUCUAGAUCCUACAAACAUCAAAGCAAUUUAUCGAAAAGGCCAAACUGGUUCUAUUAAUCAGAGUUUUCACUGA
Rodentolepis nana is the source of this 822-nucleotide messenger RNA. The record is from the annotation of a GenBank genome assembly. Lineage: Eukaryota; Metazoa; Platyhelminthes; Cestoda; Cyclophyllidea; Hymenolepididae.